Podarcis raffonei (Aeolian wall lizard) is the source of this 1948-nucleotide messenger RNA. It is a transcript of the gene GSDME, whose product is annotated as gasdermin E. Gene Ontology annotation, biological process: programmed cell death. The record is from RefSeq and is a predicted model, not a curated record. Bases 200 to 1711 code for a protein of 503 amino acids. Gene Ontology annotation, cellular component: cytoplasm. The transcript has 11 exons. Lineage: Eukaryota; Metazoa; Chordata; Lepidosauria; Squamata; Lacertidae.
CCGCCGGACUGGGCGUCGCGUCCUGGAGUGAGAGGCAGGCGCAAACAAUGAGUUGCAGUCCAGCUGCGCGGAAGAGGGUCGCGCAGACGUCGGGUUCGUGAGCGGCGGCGCGCGGGCGAACGCGGAGCAGCCUGAGGUCUGAGAGAUAGUGACGGCCCCAAAGUUACCAGGUAUUUAAGAAAGUGAAAACAAAACCAGGAUGUUUGCAAAAGCAACGAAGAAUUUUGUGAGAGAAAUUGACUGUGGAGGAGACUUGAUCCCCGUAUCUCAGCUCAAUAACUUGGACAAAUUACAGUUCCUGAACAUAGUGACAAAGAAGAAGAAAACCUGGUGCUGGCAGAAACCCAAGUAUCAUCUCUUAUCAGUCACAUUGAAUGAUGUGCUUGCUAAAGAUGAACCCAUAAAACCAGUGGUUGUGGAGUCUGAUUUUGUGAAGUACGAGGGGAAGUUUGAAGACUAUGUCAAAGGAAACAUUGAAACUUCAUUUGGAACGAUUAAUCUAGGAGCUGGAGGAAGAGGUGUUGUGGAAAGCCAGUCGUCAUUUGGAAAUCUGAAAAAGCAAGAAGCUGACUUACAGAAGCUUAUGAAGGAUGUCAAGGGAAAGGCUGUUAAUCUGCACAAUACAUUGCUGCAACAAAUGCUUGAAAGAAAGCAUGAAGUUCUUUGUAUCCUGACAAAAAGAAUAGUAACAACCCAGAAAUGUUUAAUAUCUGAACAUAUUCAGACAGAAGAAAAAAUGGCUAGUAUGGUGGGGAUAAAGACAAAAGUUAUCAAGGUAUCAGUGAGUGAAAAUGGGAAUGUGAUAAAGGAUUCUAAUGUGAUCUUGGAGAUCCCUGCUCCCACAGCUAUUGCUUAUGGUGUAAUAGAACUUUAUGUAAAGCGUGACGGACAAUUUGAAUUCUGCCUGCUACAUGACCAAGAGGGUGGCUUUGAAAGGGAGAGUAUGGAAGGAUCAGCUUAUCAUUCUGCAGCUUUCCGAUAUUCUUUCUUCCCCCAUCUUCUGGAUGCUGUCGAUAGCGAGAAUCCGCCAGGCCCUGUCCCCAGUGAUGCCCCAUUAAGUGUUUUGAGCAAAGAUGCCUUGCAGUUCAAGACCCAUUUCCAGACCUUCAUGAAGCUAACGGAGGAAAAGCAGGGAACUUUAUACCAACUACUCUGUGAUUUUCUGCUUCAGGAAGAAAUGGUGACUGAGCUGGAGGAUGUGCUGGACCAUAUAUGUACAGAAGACAAACCAGAACUCCUUGUAAUGGUGGAGUCAAAGCCACCAGAGCAGAAAAACAUAGAGGAUUUCUUACAGCUUGUUGGAAUCCGUUUACGGAACAAACAGUUCCUGCAGAAGGACCCACUUUCCAACAAGGAGCUCCUCUUAGCGGCUCACAUCCUCCUCAGUGCUAUAGCAGAACUGUCUGAUUAUGCACUUGUCUUGCUUCGCGCCUGCUGCGAACUCCAGGUUGUCCCCGCUCUAUGUUGCUUGCCUAACAGGACCUCGGCGGAUGGCACGCUAACACUUGCAGAUCCAGUGCUAGCUCCCCUUGCUGACACCCAAAGGUUUCAGAUAGCACAAAGGCUGUUUGCUUUAUCAAACAUUAACCUUGAGAUGACCGAGUCUUGCAUAAAAGCUGUAACCAUGAAGAAACCCAGAUUUUCCCCAAUCAUUCUCUAUAUAGCAUUGUAUGGACUUCAUGCAUUAGGCUGUAAAACAGCUCAGGCUUGAAGCAGCGGCCUGGGUGGUUUAAUAGGAUAACUAACGGCAGUAUUUAAUAUCUGUCAUAAUAGAGUUGGACCUGGCUGAUUUGCAUCAUUACAAUGGGAACAUGGGCAAAUUGGCUGUGCCACUGGAGCAUGGCAGAAGUUGAAAUGGAGUGUACAAAUGAAAAUAUUGAAGAGCCAUGCAAGGGCGCUUCAUCUGCAAUGCACAUAUUAAAACACAUCUUCAGUAUUUGUCUCCUCA